AUGGCCGCGGCCUCGCUAGUACCAACAAUCACAGCCACAUUAAGCCACUCCCUUGGAAUCCUACUACUUCAGAGUGUUUUGAAUUUCCUAAUCAAUUCGUAUAUAUCUUCAGCAACCCUCAGGUCUCAUGUCGUCUCAUCUUUCAGAGACAAAAAUGUCAUCUCAAAUUCUGAAACGACGGUUGAAAGACCAUUGAACAUAUAUCCCGCUCUAUUGGUCACAAUGGUCAACGACUACAAGCAUUUGCCAAGCUGCAAUCCCGGUGUUGCACGAGCGAUCUUAACUUUCGAAGUUUCCAAAGAUCCAACGAACAUCCAAAUGCCAGAUUCAAGAUGUGAAACCACAAAGCUUGUAUAUGACAUCGGCAGUCCAAAGCUUGUAUGCGAUAAUGAUUUUGGAUUCCGCACGUUGCAAUGUAUUGCAUGA
This is a messenger RNA of Botrytis byssoidea, 426 nucleotides long. RefSeq lists its product as uncharacterized. NCBI's taxonomy places the organism in Eukaryota, Fungi, Ascomycota, Leotiomycetes, Helotiales, Sclerotiniaceae. The transcript is spliced from 2 exons. The record is from RefSeq and is a predicted model, not a curated record. The coding region runs from base 1 to 426 and encodes 141 amino acids.